GCAUUUUGCUCGUUCACUAUGACCGUGCUGUACUAAGUGCUUGCAACGCACAGUCGACUGCUCGGACUUCGCGGAUCCACGCGUGUUUUAUGUGUUUGUGGGCUCGUUCUUCGCCGGCGGUCAUCAUUGCAUCACUACAGGGCAUCCGCAGGUCUUCGGGACCUCUUUACGUUCCCGCAAUGCACCCCGAAAACGGAUUAAUUUUUUCACCACCACCCGAUGUUCUAAAGCAACGUAUGAUGGUUGCCGAAAUCGUGGGACGUGGACAAAGUGGAUCCCCUGUAAACGGUGAACUACCACUGUUGAACUCCAGCAUGCCUUCAAGUCACGGAAGGGACGCCCUUCUAGCCAGCCCAUCGCCAAACGGAGAUGCCUAUCAACAAACGUACGGUAUUGGCUCUCAUCUGAAACAGAAGGAAAUCCUUCCUCAGCGGAAACAACGCGAAUUCACCCCGGAAAAUAAAAAAGAUGAUAGCUACUGGGACCGGCGUCGUCGCAAUAACGAAGCAGCAAAGAGAUCUCGCGAGAAACGUCGCUUCAACGAUAUGGUCCUCGAACAAAGGGUUCUUGAACUGACCAACGAAAACGCAAUCCUUAAAGCCCAACUUGAGACCAUCCGUGAAGAAUUUGGUAUUUGCGGCGAGAAGAUCGUUUGUCCAGAAAAGGUUCUCGCCAGCCUCCCGAACAAAGACCAAGUGCUCACUUACACUAAACGUCAGAAGUUGACCCAUCCGGCGUUCUUUAGCUCACCAAGUCCAAUCCCGACACCGGUUAUACAUCAACCAGUGUUAACUUCGCCUCCACCUCAACCGAUCUCUCUCCCUCAAGUUCACCCAACCAUCCACCAUGAACCUCCGUACAGAGAACUUGAAUACCAUCCACAAUUUUCCAGUUUCCCGCCUUAUCAUCAUCCACAAUCACACUCCCCAACGCCGUACGAUAGUGGAAAUAAUGCCCUCAACCUCUCAAGAUCCAGAUCUAGAGGAAGACAAUCCCCAUACGAAGUGUCCAGCAAUUCAGGAGAUGAAAGCACACCUCUCGCCCUCACAACGUCCGAAUUAAACAACAGUUUACCGUUGAAACUUCGUCACAAGGUCCACUUAGGUGACAAAGACGCGGCGAGUGCGCUUUUAUCCCUGCAAAACAUUAAACAAGAACCUGGACCGAGAUCGAGCCCACCGUGGGACGCCGAAGGUUCAAGUGACGAAAGGGAUUCCGGGAUUUCCCUUGGGGGCGAAUGGACGACAGCAACCGCAGCAGCCGCCACCCUUCAAACGCUUCAGAAACAAUCCCAGUUAAGCCUGCGAGAACACACGGCCUCCGAACUGGAGCGCAUCUCCUCGGAGGUGGCCAUACUCAAGUCCAUCAUUAAUAAGGACCAGAAAGAGAUGGUUUCUAACCAGCAGUGAACGCGACGCACGGUGAUAAAUAUGUCUUUGUGAUUUGGUCAGCCGGUACCUGGAUGGAAGGAUGUGGACAUAUCGUUUUUACCCCCCUCGCUGACGUGUGCCGGUCAUCAUGUACCAGCUAUUUAUUGUGUUUAGGUUUUAAGUAUUUAUUUCUAAGGUCGCAUUCUAUUUCGCCUAUGAACGGAGACGAUAUAUUGCACAAUUUAUGGCCGCUUUUACAUCCUAUUAGCCGUUAUUUUCUAUGUAACAAUUAUCGUAACUGUUUCUUGGCUAGCUUUAGUGUCCCUUCACGAUCAAAACUUGUAAUCAUCAUCACCGACAUCGCCGCGCCGAUUUGUUAUAGAAAUUAACGUACCUAUUUAUUUCUCUUAGCUGGAAACGUGUGAUUUUUUAUUGUAUUUAUCUUCAAAUACUUCUUAUUUAUGUAUAAAGUGUAUGUAAUUUUUUUUGUUAACUGCUGCUGGUCAAUCUCAGCGUAUAUGUUAUCUCAUAUCGUAUAAUAUUAAGGUAUACAACAUUUGCUGGAAUAUGUAUUUUAAACGUCAGAUGUAAAAAAACUCGUCACUCGCAAUUUCGGCCCGCUCCGUUUUCGCGUUAUUUUUUUCGUCGAAGAACGAAAACGCGCCACGGAACGGAAGUAACCUUUUUUACAAAGCGAACGAGAUUAUCAGAAAAUCAUUUACCGUAAUUUUACCUUUUCGACCUGUAAAUUAUUACUCCAGCGUACUACUUUUAGUAUGAUAAAGAAAAUAUUCGUAUAUAUUUUCAUAUUACCAUUAAAUGUAUCCUACUUAUUUCUUGAAUAAAGAUUUACAUCAUUUUAUAACUUGGGAA
Onthophagus taurus is the source of this 2243-nucleotide messenger RNA. It is a transcript of the gene vri, whose product is annotated as nuclear factor interleukin-3-regulated vrille. Lineage: Eukaryota; Metazoa; Arthropoda; Insecta; Coleoptera; Scarabaeidae. The record is from RefSeq and is a predicted model, not a curated record. Gene Ontology annotation, cellular component: nucleus. Gene Ontology annotation, molecular function: DNA-binding transcription factor activity; DNA binding. Gene Ontology annotation, biological process: circadian rhythm; regulation of DNA-templated transcription.